Molecule: messenger RNA, 1140 nt
Organism: Drosophila innubila
Lineage: Eukaryota; Metazoa; Arthropoda; Insecta; Diptera; Drosophilidae
Product: aldo-keto reductase family 4 member C10
Exons: 4
Coding region: 89-1078 (329 amino acids)
Cellular component (GO): cytosol
Molecular function (GO): aldose reductase (NADPH) activity
Source: RefSeq, a predicted model, not a curated record
AUUGCAGUCUUAGUAUUCAGUGAGAACAGUUGUAUUCGCUCAGCUUUAUCUCAAAAACAAAUUCAACAAGUGAUUUUUUAAAUAGAAAAUGGCUAACACACAGUUCUUGACACUCAACAAUGGUGAGAAAAUGCCAAUCAUUGGCAUUGGCACAUGGCAGGCCUCCGAUGAGGAAAUCGAAACCGCAAUUGAUCAAGCUUUGGAGGCGGGUUAUAGACACAUCGACACGGCGCCAGUUUAUGGCAAUGAGCAGGCAAUUGGACGUGUCCUCAAGCGUUGGCUGGAUGCCGGCAAAGUGAAGCGAGAAGAGCUGUUCAUUGUGACCAAGCUGCCACCGAUUGCUAAUCGCCCCCAUGAAGUGGAACCAACUAUUAAGAAAUCAUUGGCCGAUCUGCAGCUGGACUAUGUGGACAUGUACCUCAUCCAUACCCCAUUCACAGUGUUUAUCAAUGAGGAUGGCAGCUUUAAGGUGGAUGAGGAAGGUCUCAUGAUCCCCGAUGUAUCAACCGAUCAUGCUGCCACUUGGCUGGAGAUGGAGAAGCUCGUGGCGAAUGGUUUAACCAAGUCCAUUGGCAUCUCCAACUUCAGCAAGGAGCAAGUGGCGCGUCUCUUGAAGAAUUGCAAAAUUCCACCAGCAACUAAUCAAAUUGAACAUCAUGUUUAUUUGCAACAACGGGAUCUGGUUGAUUUCUGCAAGUCGAAGAACGUGGUUAUAACGGCUUAUGCUCCUUUGGGCUCCAAGGGAAUUGCCAAGUUCAAUGCUGGCGCUAAUCUUGUACGCGAUUUGCCCGAUUUAAUGGAUAUUCCCGAGGUGAAGGAGAUGGCGGCAUCACAUGGCAAGACACCUGCCCAGGUGCUGCUCCGUUGGAUCAUCGAAACUGGCAAUGUGGCCAUUCCAAAGAGCACAAAUCCCGAUCGCUUAAAGCAAAAUUUCAAUGUCUUCGACUUUAAGCUGACGGAGGAGGAAGUGGCCAAGCUAUCUGCGCUGGACAAGAACAUACGCGUCUGUGACUUUGCCUUUUUCCACGGUAUCGAACGUCAUCCCGAGUUCACAUUCAAAAAUCAAUACACCAACUAAGUUGAAUACUCUGAUAUAUUUUUAUGUAAUAAAAGAAAUGGAAUCAAUGUAUUUUAACCAGA